AUGGCGAUCGCGCUCCUCGCCGUACGCAGCUUCUUCGGCUCACUGCAAUGUUUCUCGAUCAUGAUGGCCCGAACAAGUCCAGAACGAAUCGUGGCCUUGUUUGCAUACAAAAACUCGGUGCCCAAGUUGAGAAUUGAGGAUGAUUCGUGGAGCUCUCGGAUAUUCUUGGGUGAUCCGGUGGGACACUUCCGUAUCGUGUUCACGGAUGAUGAUUCGAUUCCGGUAAACAACCGGGUCCACUAUCGGUUGCUCGGUGAUCUGAUGGAGCUGUUCCGUGUCGACUGUGCAAUGUACGAGAAUGAGCACGACGAUGGACUUAAGCAGACGGUGUUUGGCUGCAAGCUUCUGUUUGCCCGAUCCGGCAUCCUUCGCCAUAGCCCGUACUGCGUUACAUUGCAAGCCGUUGAUCCAACGGUCGAACGAACCACGGAUGGCGGAAAAAGGCACGGUCGGCCAUCAUCAACAGGCGAGGAUGGGAACGUAACCAUCUGCAUCACCACCAACCUGAACCGUAUCCACGAGUACGAUCUGCCCCGACCGGAGGCACUGACGAGCAACAGCGGUGAUGCUGCUCCAGCGUAUGCCGAAGCCAGCAGUGGAUCAAGGUUCGAAACGAAGCCACAGCAAGCCCGAAGAAAGAGCAAAAAGGAUGUUACGACACCGGCCAGGAUCGCCUACCCGAAGGAAGCCAUCGUAUAUGAUACCUCGCGAAAGUACGCUCGGAUAGCGGAACCGCGAAAUUUCAAACAGCUCAUCCAGCAGGAGAGCGGAGUUUCCGAUUUGAGCUUCCGUUUGACGAGCAACCCGCUGGAUGCGUUUGGGAUCACGCGUGUGGCGGGCAUCAUUUAUCUGAAGAACGAAACGGCCUUCAACGAGAAGAGCCUCGAAAGCCGGCACGAAAUCACAGUGUCGUGGAAGAACUAUAGUGUUAACAUUUUGGUGCGAAUGCGCAAAAAUCCUGAUGCUGCCCAGUGCGCUGGGGGGACGGUACUCGUGGAAGGUGGGGUGGAAGACUUUUGUGCUAUCCAUCCGAACCGCAGCAGUUGCCUGGGGGCCUGUGGAAUCGGCAGUUUGCUCGGCCCGUGUGAGUACCGUAGCCCGGAUGGACCAGCGGCCCUCUUGCAACCCUGGAGCGAAGACUAUCCUACCUGUUCGUCCGGGUUGACGCACUGUCCGGAUGGGAUCUGUGAUCCACUGGAAGAGAUGGGCCAUCGCGAGAAGAUCCACAUCUGCCCGCAAGAUUGCGUGUUCAAGCCGGACAUUGUUGGAGUGCACGAUUCGGAUAAACCACGAGGAAUUCAUACGGCCCCCGGCCAUUGCAGCUGCCGUAGCACAGGACACUGCACCUGUACGGACAAUCUGCGCAUUCUUCCGUCGCACAAAAGGAACAAAACUAGCACCACCACUACGACCUCGAGUUCUACGACUACCACCACGACGACAACGGAAGCGACAGAGACGAUCCGAGGUUCAGGGGAGAAAGCUAGUGACGUAGAGCUUCUAACCGUGCCCAGUACGGGAGCGGAAUUGAACGAUACCGAAAAUGUGCCACCGGCGGCCGUUCGCGAUGGCAGUGUGUAUGAGCCGGGGCUCAUCAAGGGACCACACGCCUCGAUCUAUCUGCUGGCGAUCGUACUAAUACCGAUGGUACUCGCCGUGAUGAUCGUAUCGUACUGUUUCAGCCGAAAGGUACCGAUCAAGGGCAAGCUGAUCGAUAAUAGUGGCAAUUCCGGUCUUAACAGCAUCGCCAUGAAUCUCGUCAGCAAUGAUACCGAGAUAUUUAACGUCGAGUUACCGCUGACCUCGCGAAUGAAUGAGAUCAAUUUUAAGAUCGAUUAUGACUCGAAGUGGGAGUUUCCUCGCUCGAACCUAAUCCUCGAUGCGACGCUCGGUGAAGGAGAGUUCGGUAAGGUGCUGAAGGGCUUCGCGACGGAUCUACCGGAAAAGCCCGGUAUUACUACGGUGGCGGUAAAGAUGCUCAAAACGGGUGCCAACUCGGUCGAACUGUUAGCGCUACUAUCUGAGUAUCAGCUACUGCAGGAGGUGAACCAUCCGAACGUUAUUCGAUUGCUCGGUGCCUGUACCAAGGGUGACUCCCCGUUACUCAUCAUCGAGUAUUGCCAGUACGGCUCGUUGAAAAACUAUCUGCGCCUCAGUCGUAAGCUGGAGGUGCUGAACGCGGACUACGAAAACUCCGUCGAACCGAUCACGGUGAAGGACAUUCUUUCGUUCGCCUGGCAGAUCAGCAAGGGUAUGGCGUACCUAACCGACAUCAAGCUAGUCCACCGAGAUCUGGCGGCCCGGAAUGUGCUGCUGGCCGAGGGCAAGGUCUGCAAGAUAUCGGACUUUGGGUUAACGCGCGACGUGUACGAGGACGAUGCGUAUCUGAAGAAGAGCAAAGAUCGGGUACCAGUCAAGUGGAUGGCACCGGAAUCGCUAGCGGAUCACAUCUACACCACCAAGAGCGAUGUCUGGGCGUUCGGUGUGCUGUGCUGGGAACUGAUCACACUCGGUGCCUCACCCUAUCCCGGUAUUCCACCCCAGAAUCUGUACAAUCUGCUAAAGCAAGGUUACCGCAUGGAGUGUCCAAAGAAUUGCUCCGAGGAAAUAUACUCGAUCGUGCGAUCCUGCUGGGCAGAUGAUCCUAAACAGCGGCCCAGCUUUAAGCAUCUGGCUGGCCAGUUCGAGCUACUGCUGGGACGAAGUGCCAAGUAUAUCGAUAUGGAGCAGAACUCGAUCUCGAAUCCGGUGUACUGCGUGAACGUAGACGAGGUAGACUGCGCCAAGAUCGCCAUAUGCAAGGAGGAACAGGAUCGCCUCGAAAGCCUCUGGACACCGCCACAGUACGAAUCGGUACACGACAACAGUAACACCAGCGAGCUAGCCGGAAGGUACCAAACACCAACCAGUAGCGCCAUCACGCUAUCAGAGGACAAGAAGCAGCUACUGCUUCAAAGCUACGACAUCCCCCGACCACUGAUCGAAACGGCUACGAUCGAACAGAAGCUACGGUACGAAAACGAUGUUCGUCUGCGACCGAAAAUGGUGAACGGUGGAAACGGCGACGCUGGUAGCAUGAUGGAGCAGCAUCUGAACUCAUCCGCCAGUACGGGCUCACCAGCCUCGGUAUCGUCUUCCCGGGGCAGCACCAUCUGUGGCCGCACGCGGUUCGAAGAAACGUCCUUUAUCGAGCUAGCGGCAGCGAAUGCGGGUAGCAUUAGUGAGUACGAUUCACCGAGCCGCCAACCACGUCGAGUCCUGUCCUAUCUUGAUAUGAGCAAGCAGGGCCAGCAGCAGCAGCAGCUGAGCGCGAACCUCGAGAUCAGCCACAUGAUCGACAAAAAACAGUCCAAAGAUAUUGCCUUACGAUUCUCGAAUGUCGACAACGAGCUGCAAAUGGUGCUAGUCGAUCCGAGAACCGGAGAAGUGGCUGCCGCAGCCAUUGGGGAAGCUGAAGAAAACCCGGUCCUUAGCAAUGUUCCCGUGAAGCGGCCACCGGGAGCCACUACCGUACCCUCCAGCACUGCUGAUGGGGUGGAAUAUUCGGAAAUAGUAAAAAUACGAACUGGGCCAACGACGACGACGACGGGUCAUGACAAAAUUGGUCACACUCUCACCUCGCUCGUUUAAGCGCUAUAACGAUAUUCCUCUGGAAGGAAUUAGACAUCCAGAGAGAGGCUUGGAGAGAAGGAUUUUUUUACAAUUUUACAUCAGAAUAGUUGGCAAUAUGGUUGGUUGCGCACCGUUGCCUCACCCAGAGGGGGCACCGUUCACACAUAGAGAGAGCCAUAUUAAUGUAUGAAUUUCAAUAAUUCAAUCAUCAUUCCUAAUAGCAAUACCCUCCCCAUCAGCAGCUAGAUUUAUUGGUAUUUAUUUGCGACUUUUUGUUCCCCUCUAUAUUUAACUUAUUUCAUCGAUCGAUCUCUGGCCAUCGUCCAUUACAACAACGUUGCAUGAAAUGUAAAAGUCAUGAUAAUGUGGAGAAAUUAAUGGAAUGGAAUUUUGCGUAAUGAAAUCGUAGUACAAGAGAAACACUCGCAGAAACGAAUCGGUUAGAGAUAAGUAAUGAAGAGAAUGAAAUUUAAUUUAUUGCUUCAAACCGUAUACGGGGUACGGCUUCGUUUUUGUUAUUUAGCUCGCAUAGUUUAUGUAGGAUUUGAGUUCAAUUCGAAUAACACGUUUCGUUCGUUGCUGAAACGGUUUGAAGUACGGA
This is a messenger RNA of Anopheles darlingi, 4213 nucleotides long. RefSeq lists its product as uncharacterized. The transcript has 8 exons. The record is from RefSeq and is a predicted model, not a curated record. Gene Ontology annotation, cellular component: signaling receptor complex; axon. Gene Ontology annotation, biological process: protein phosphorylation; cell surface receptor protein tyrosine kinase signaling pathway; multicellular organism development. NCBI's taxonomy places the organism in Eukaryota, Metazoa, Arthropoda, Insecta, Diptera, Culicidae. Gene Ontology annotation, molecular function: transmembrane receptor protein tyrosine kinase activity; ATP binding. Bases 1 to 3630 code for a protein of 1209 amino acids.